CAUGGACGUCAGCUGGAAUGACGGUGAAACGCAACACGCCUCUUUGCGAUAUGUAAAAGACGUGUUAAUUGCCCAUCCAUUUGAGGGGUUCGAGAGAAGCGCGACGCGACAACUUGUAUAUAUAAGAAACUAAACCACACGACCGUCCAACCCAGCCCAGCCCAAAAGGACAAGAUGAAACUCCUCCUGACAGCACUCCUCCUCGUUCCCGCACUGGCCCACCUCCCACAGCCAGCCAAGACCGGCGCCAUCAGUGCAGACCGCCCCUGCGGCUUCAAGAUGGCCCCCUGCCCGGUGGACAGCACCUGUUCCGCCAUGGACCCAGCCUGCCCCGCCACGCGCGGCGAGAACUGCCCGGGCCGGUGCGUGGUGGCCACGACGGUGACGCGCCCGCGGCCAUCCAGCCCGACGCGGCCGGCCGUCUCCAAGCCCACGGCGGACGACGGGCCAAAACCCCCCAUCCACACCAGGACGCCGCGGCCGACGCGCAGCACGCCGCAGCAGUCGCAGCCGCCGCCCACCCCUGCUCCGACGCGCACGCGGAGCUACGACGACUGCGGCGGCUUCCGGCCGACGCCCAAGAGCUGCGCGCGCGGGCAGGUGUGCAUCGAUGACCCCUACGCCGGCGGCUGCGGCAUGGCCUGCGACAUGCCGGGGAUAUGCGUGGAGCCGACGUUUUGCGGCGGCUUGGCCAACGUCCAGUGCGCCGACGGCAAGAUGUGCGUCGACGACAAUAGGGACGAUUGCGAUCCUGAGAAUGGUGGGCGGGACUGUGGUGGCAUUUGUGUUUAA
This is a messenger RNA of Pyricularia oryzae 70-15, 792 nucleotides long. RefSeq lists its product as uncharacterized. The transcript is spliced from 2 exons. The record is from RefSeq and is a predicted model, not a curated record. The coding region runs from base 175 to 792 and encodes 205 amino acids. NCBI's taxonomy places the organism in Eukaryota, Fungi, Ascomycota, Sordariomycetes, Magnaporthales, Pyriculariaceae.